AUGCCGCAGUACAAGCUUACAUAUUUCAAUAUCCGCUGGUUAGGCGAAGGAGCUCGAGUUCUGUUCCAUUAUGCUGGAGUCCCGUUUGAAGAUGUCAGAGUAAACCCACAACAAUGGGCUGAAUUGAAACCAUGUUCAGCACCAUUUGGACAGCUUCCAAUUCUAAAUGUGGAUGGGCAUGAAAUAGCGCAGAGUGCUGCAAUUUACAGAUACCUAGGGCGCCAGUUCAAGCUGGUCCCAAGUUGUCCGGUGGGAGAAGCGCUAGUGGACGCUGUCUAUGACGCUCAUAAAGACUUUCAUAACGAAAUAAAGCCGUUCUUUAUGGUUGCUGCCGGCUUUGCACAAGGCGAUAAAGAGAAAUUGCUGAAAGAUGUCAUGCUCCCGGCUCGAGAUAAGUAUUUUGGGUAUUUGAAAAAUCAUUUGGCAAAGUCGGAUGGGCUUCAUCUGGUUGGGAAAGAGCUGUCUUGGGCAGACAUCGUUAUUGCUGACAAUCUCUAUGUAAUUCACGGUUUCGCUUCGUCACUUUUUGAUGGACAUCCCGAAGUGAAGAAGUUUGCUGAUGAAAUCCACAAACUACCGGCUUUAGAGAAAUAUUUUAAAGAAAGGCCAGCGUCGAACAUUUAA
This is a messenger RNA of Enterobius vermicularis (human pinworm), 624 nucleotides long. The record is from the annotation of a GenBank genome assembly. NCBI's taxonomy places the organism in Eukaryota, Metazoa, Nematoda, Chromadorea, Rhabditida, Oxyuridae.